Molecule: messenger RNA, 1017 nt
Organism: Drosophila rhopaloa
Lineage: Eukaryota; Metazoa; Arthropoda; Insecta; Diptera; Drosophilidae
Gene: Cp36
Product: chorion protein S36
Exons: 2
Coding region: 23-877 (284 amino acids)
Source: RefSeq, a predicted model, not a curated record
CGAUCCACACGUAAACGGCAACAUGCAACUCGGUCUCUGGUUUGGCAUUUUAGCCAUCGCCGCCGCGCCGCUGGUGAGCGCUAAUUAUGGUCCCCCUGGCGGACAUGGACACGGACACGGACAUGGACAGUACCUAUCCGGUCCCAAUGCCGGACUCGAGGAGUACGUGAAUGUGGCGACGGGCGGAAACCAGCCGGCUGCCAACCAGAUCGCCUCCCAGGCCGAGAUCCAGCCCUCGCAGGAGGAGGCUCGUCGUCUGGGUCGCGUCCAGGCGCAACUCCAGGCCCUGAACGCCGAUCCCAACUACCAGAAGCUGAAGAACUCCGAGGACAUUGCCGAGUCUCUGGCGGAGACCAAUCUGGCCAGCAACAUCCGGCAGGGCAAGAUCAAGGUGGUGUCGCCGCAGUUCGUCGACCAGCACCUGUUCCGCUCCCUGCUGGUCCCCUCCGGUCACAACAACCACCAGGUGAUCGCCACCCAGCCCCUGCCCCCCAUCAUUGUCCACCAGCCAGGUGCACCGCCAGCCCAUGUGAACAGCGGCCCACCGACUGUGGUGCGUGGCAAUCCGGUGAUCUACAAGAUCAAGCCUUCGGUGAUCUACCAGCAGGAGGUGAUCAACAAGGUGCCCACGCCGCUGAGCCUCAAUCCCGUCUACGUGAAGGUCUACAAGCCGGGCAAGAAGAUCGAGGCGCCGCUGGCCCCAGUGGUGGCCCCCGUCUACAGCCAACCCCGGGAGUACAGCCAGCCCCAGGGCUAUGGCAAUGCCGGAUCGGCCGCUUCCGCCGCCGGUGCCGCCUCCUCCGCCGAUGGCAAUGGCUACGGCAACGAGGCCCCACUGUACAACAGCCCCGCCCCCUACGGCCAGCCCAACUACUAGGUGCUCCUCCCGGCCACCUGGACUGGGUCUCCUGGCUCCUUCUCAGCUGCGACAGCUGGUUUAAUUUAAAUUUUUGUUUUUUUUUUCUUUGCCAAUUGCUGAGUGCAAAUAAAAAAUGAUAAAAUUACCUAAAACGUAAA